Messenger RNA from Synchiropus splendidus (mandarinfish), 1724 nucleotides. RefSeq lists its product as uncharacterized. The record is from RefSeq and is a predicted model, not a curated record. The transcript has 3 exons. The coding region runs from base 250 to 1074 and encodes 274 amino acids. Gene Ontology annotation, biological process: positive regulation of double-strand break repair via nonhomologous end joining; positive regulation of isotype switching; negative regulation of double-strand break repair via homologous recombination. NCBI's taxonomy places the organism in Eukaryota, Metazoa, Chordata, Actinopteri, Syngnathiformes, Callionymidae.
CAGCAGAGGUCACUCCACACCAGCCGAUGGCGGUAAUACACCAAAAACACUUUGCCCACCGACGCAAAAUACGAAGAAGACAGAUUCGCCAAAGAAGAAGAAUCCGGCGAUUUUCGUGAUUUUUUCGGGAACCAGAUUCAAAAGCUUUGAGUGACUCGCGGUGGCCCUGUGCUCAGUUACCGGUAACUGGUGGAUGGAUGGAUGGAAGAGGUAUUGGAGAAGUUGAUGCUGUAGGUCCUGUGACUUUGCAUGGAGGAUGUGGUCCUGCACUAUCGUCCCGGAGCUGCAGAGGACCUUGGUGCUCUGUUGGAAAGGACGGAGAGGCUUCUCCAGCCAUUCCCUUGUCGUUCUACACCUAUUUUCACACCUUGGUUCCCCACAGACAGACAGCUGCCCAUCAGACCUGCAAAGCCUGCUCCUAUAAUCUCCAUCGAUGACAGGUGCUCUCCACUGUUCACUCACAGAAAUGAAGACAUAACUGGAGCUCCACCCGAGAAGAUAAGAGAGUCAGCCUCUCCGGACUGCCAAAAUCAAGAGCCUUCUCGUGGGGGUGCAUUACACCAAAACCCUGUUGAUAGCAAGACACCCGAAAAUAGAGCUUGUUUUGCGGAAAGACAUUCUCCUUCAGUACAUUUUUGGAAAGAACAGAAUAUUGCACCAUUGUCCUUUGGGAAACACGAUGAAGCCCUCUCUGUCAGGCAAAAAAGGUCAUGGAUCAUCUUCACACACAAGCAUGGCGAUCUUCCGAGUUCAAAGCACCUCUCCAAACACUUCCGUCACAUGGUGUCCACACAUAGGCUCCACCUCUGUCAAAGAGCCAAGUGGAUUAUCAAGAAGUGCAAUUGUGGCUCAUCACAAGACAUUGAAAAGGUGUGGAAGGUUGUCAGCAGAUCUGCCCAGCGCUGCAGGUUACCUACAUGUCACGCCAACUUCCAGAGACAGUUACAAGAGAUCUGGGUGUACUGUGACGUUCUUGAUGCAGAGCUGGUGGGGUCCUUCCUUAAAGAGCAUCUGCAGCUUUCGGGAGAAAUCAAAUUGUGUGUGCACAAAAUAGGAAACAUCUACAGCAUGUAGAAGAGUGAAGAGGCGCAGUGAAAACUAUCAAGCAACCGACAACCCAACAUAUUUCAACCUGGACUUGCCUCUGGAUGUGAACCAAUGUGCUAUAUAUAUAUAUGUGUCACUGGCUGCUACUUCUGGAUAAAUGCACCCAUUGAGUCACAUGCCAAAUCAUAGAGAGACAGCUGUGCUUCUGUGGGCACUGGGCUUGAUUCCCACCUGCUAAGCCAUUUUGCUGUAUUCCGUGGAACGGCCUUGUGUAGUAUGUCUCUGCAGCUAUGAGGGUAUCUGGAGAGUUGUUCCUGGCAGUUUCUUGCAGAAAUCCACAAGGACAAUGGCAAUAAACACGCAGUUAUUGCUGCUAUGUUUUUUAGUAGAGCGUGGAUGACAAAAGCAUCCAAUAAAAUGUUAUGAUCAUGAAAUUGGGCAGCCAAAUGUACAUGGAAGAUAUGACGGGAGGAUUACUAAUUGAUCCCAAUCCAAGCCUCGUUUAUUACAAAUAUGUGUGGUUGUGUGUUAUUUCUAAAAGUGCUCCUGAGAUGGGUGGCAUGAAUGUUUUAAGAAAUGUCUAUUAUUGAUGUGAAAAGGGAGGUGUAUUCCUUUUGUCAGGCUGUUUUUCGAAUCUGUUAAUUAUAAAUGAUUUUGAAGAUGGCGUUUGUUUUUUC